Messenger RNA from Biomphalaria glabrata, 5554 nucleotides. Its product is annotated as transcription factor MafF-like. Gene Ontology annotation, molecular function: RNA polymerase II cis-regulatory region sequence-specific DNA binding; DNA-binding transcription factor activity, RNA polymerase II-specific. The transcript is spliced from 2 exons. The coding region runs from base 735 to 1235 and encodes 166 amino acids. Gene Ontology annotation, biological process: regulation of transcription by RNA polymerase II. Gene Ontology annotation, cellular component: nucleus. Lineage: Eukaryota; Metazoa; Mollusca; Gastropoda; Planorbidae. The record is from RefSeq and is a predicted model, not a curated record.
GUGCGCUACAGUGUAGAUCUAUCUACCUUAAUCUCUCAGUCUUUUGUUUUUCCGAUUUGUGGAUCACUGGAUGCUUCUACUAGAUUUAGUUUAGAAUAGGCCUAAGAUUUAAUCUAGAUCUAUUAUCUAUAUAGAUCUAGAUCCUUCCAUUAUCUGAGCUCGACACCUAGUCUUUCUAGAUCUACAUCUAGUAUGAUCUAGAUCUAGAGUCUAGAAGUAGACUAAGUAGAACUAGAGUCAAUGAUCUAGACUACUGACUAAUGAUAGACUAAGUUAAACUUAGUGACUUAGUUUAAGUAGUAAUACUAGAUCUACAACUAUUACUUUACUUAGUAGACUCUCAUCUGACUCUAGUCUAUACUAGAUUUAACUAGAUCUACUUGUACUAGAUCUAGUAACUUACACUUGUUUACACUGUUACAGUUACAGUGUUACUGAUAGAUCUAGUCUAUAUAUAUAUAUAGUAGUUAUGUCUAGAUUCUAGAGUAGAAAUAAUGAAAUAAUUGAAUUGCAAUAGAAUAGAUAUAAAUCUAUCUAGUCUGGACGUAGACAAUAUUCAAUAUCAAAAUCAUCUAUUAUUAAUUAUCGUCUGCAUGACUGUAGCGUAGCACACAUUUCUAAAUUCCAGAGAAACAAACUCCAAAAAGUUCUUAACAAUCUAGAUCUAGAUUGACUAGAUAUUUUAAAUUUAGAUAUAUCUAGUCUUGAUCUACUAUUCAUAUGAGAUUACAGUUAUGAAAGUAAAUAAGAUUUUUUUGUCUCAAGUGAAAGAGGAGCUGACGGCAGCUGCAGCCAGAGCCGCCAGUGCCAGCCCUCCACUAACACCUAACCAUACCUCCAUCAGUGAUGAUGACCUUGUCUCUCUUUCUGUUAAAGACCUGAACAGAUUGCUAAAAGGACUCACACGAGAUGAGGUGAGCAAAUUAAAACAACGAAGGCGCACUCUCAAAAACAGAGGAUAUGCGGCCAAUUGCAGAGAGAAGCGUAUAUCUCAAAAAGAAGAACUGGAAACAGAGAAGGAUAAACUCAGAGCAGAGGUAGAGAGGCUACAACGUGAAAACAGUAUUGUGAAAAUGGAGCUUAAUGCUUUACGAAACAAAUGUGAGGCCUUGGAACAGUUUGCUCAUAGGAAUGACAUUCGUGUUCUAACGCACCCUCACCACAUGGUCUCCCAAAUGCAUGCCUCUCUUGUGGUCAAAUCUGAGCCAAUGUUACCAAGUUCAACUGUGUCAUAGCGACAGAAAUCUUGAAUUGAAAUAUUGAUUUCUUAUUUUGUUGCUUCAACACUCAAUCACAUCACCAUAGAAUGAACCUUUUUUUUCUGUUUGUUUUAUUUUUAUCAUUUUUUGAAGAAAAAAAAGGAACUUGAAGAUUACAAAAAGUCAUAUCAGUUCAUACAGCUCAUUACAGUUGAAAUAUCAAAGACUUAGUCAUCAUUUACACGAGGCCUUCAAAUGUAACUCUUCAUGAGUGCUGAAUACAAGUUACAUACAAACAGGGACUUCCAAAUGUUUAUUUUUUAACUAUUUUGCUGCCAUUACAAAAAUGUGUACAUGUUUCAUUAUACAGUAAAGAUACUUGUUGUAUAGUAUGUAUCUCUCAAAAAUAAUAUGACAUUGUUUACAUCCAACGCACCAUACACUUUUGUUAUUUGAUUUCCCUUGAUUUCGUUCCAUUUUUUUUAUACUCCCAUUAUUUUCAAGAAAUAUCAAUUUACUUCAGAUUUAUGUUGUUGUUUUUUUCAUUUAUAAAUACCAUCAAAGUAUCAGUUUGUUUUUUACUUUCAUAUUGGAUGACAAUAAUUUUUUAAAUAAAAUAUUUUGGAGUUGAUUCCCUGCCAAUUUAUUUCUAUUUUAAUUUACUUUUACAGUUUUAACUGUUACCUUUUUUAUUUUCCAUAGAAAAGAAAUUAAAAUUUUGUUUAUGCUUUUAAGCUUCUUGGAAUAAUUAAUAAAGAGUCAGAAGUAAGCUUAUUAGUUCAAGUUAACUUGAGUGCCACAUUAAUUGAACAUUUUGUAUUGUCACAGUGUAAAUAGUAACAUCACAAUGCUUUUGCUAUGUAAGUGUUAACAUUGCUAUUUUUAUAGAAACUAUUGAUCACUUAAGCUGUAAUCGAAAUCGAUGUAGGGAAUUUUGUAAGCUUUCAAAAAUACAAAUGUAAAACGUUGUUGAAAGAUAUUAAAUGCCAACUUGUUAUAAACAUUUUUUUAAGAAAAAAAUAUAACAUUUUAUCACAAAUGAAGUAUAAACCUAAAAAAAUGUAUACAUCAUUAAAAUAGUUUGUACACAUAAUGGAGGUACUAGAUUGGUGUAAAUACUUAAGGAGCUUUGGAAGUUUUUUUUUAUUGUGCAAGUCAGUGUGGGUGUGUUUAAAUAACAAAACAUCGAGUAUCAUCUUACUGUUGUUGAUAAACGUUUCACCAUUUUAUUGAAUACUGGAUGUUUUUAAUGUGUGAGGCUGGCUUGUGAAGCAAAAUCUCAAAUUGAUCAUGUGAAACUAUGAAAUGUUUUAAAAUUCUUUGAAAGUAAAUUGUUUGUUUGUUGCAUACAUAGCAGGGUUCCCAUUUUUAUAUUUUUUUAAAAAAUCAUUAUACCUUGUUCUAGGUACGAGUGGCAUGAAGAGUGUUGUUUCGAACAUUAAACUUGGUACGCUAGAUUAGAGGUGGGAGAAUGAUUAUAUUACAAAUGAGAGGUCUUCCGCGCAUCAUCAAGAAACCUCAAAAACAAAAUGACAGGCACGAGACUAAAUGUCAGUUCUUUUUCACACUUGGGGUAGCUUAUGAUAUUAACAGCCUUUUUCUGAUUUAAUGUUGAUGCUCUCUAGAACUCUGUAUGAUACAUUAAAUAGAAAUGCUUUAUGUUGGCUUGCAUAAAUCUUUACAGAUUUCAAUCAACAAGGUAUUAAAUGAAAAAUAACAUUGAAAUGAAAAAAAAGAACCAACAACAAGUAAACAAUGUUGUUGCUUUGAAAGCUAUUGAUGGCAGUAUUUGACAAAAUCAUUUCUUGGAUAUGAUUGAUGUGUUUUGCAGUUGCAAGGAACUGGAUUGUGCAAUAUUUUGUAAAUUUGUUUCAAAAAUGUUUACUAUUUUUGUAUUUAUAUCAUUUUUUUCCCCCUAUUCCAUUUGAAAAAUUUUUUUAGUUUUUUAAAAAUAUUUGUUUUUUUGUUGUGGUUUUAAAAAAAAUGAUUCACAAUAACUUUGUUUUUGUUUUUAUGUUUCUAUAACGUACUUCUAAGUAAUAUUCACACGAAAAAAUUUUUUUUGUUCUUCCCCUUUUUUGCUUACUUGUACAAAUACUGUGAAAGAGAGGUUUUAUCAAAGUCUGAAAGAAAUUAUUGAUACACAUUCUUUCAUUAUAAUGUCUUAUAAUUAAAAAAUAGUUGAAUAGCUUAGCAUAAUUACCUGUGGCUCAAAUUUUGUAAAAGAAAAAAUCCUGUUAGAAAUAAAAUGUUUUGAAAUUAAUUAAGUUAAUUAUUCCCUUUUUGGUUCAGUAUGUUAAUAAUUUUUUUUUAUAGUAAAUAUAAUUUUUUUUAAUUCACUUAUAAUUUUGGGACACUUAAAAAAAAAAUGUAUGGAUGCUUUAUACAAUAAUUUUAUUUUUCUCAAGUUAGCUUCUGAACAUCUCAUCAGCAAAAAAAAAAAAAUACAAUAAUUAGCCAACAAAAGUAAAAAAAGGGAAGAGUAAUCCUUUUAUAUCCCUGUAUUGAAAUUUGUGAAUGUAUAACUUAGUGAAGAGGUGUUUAUAAUGUUAGUUUAAGCUAAACAUUUGACUUUCUAAUUUUAGUUGAUGCCUCUAAAGGUGAAGCCAAAGAAAAAUCAGGCAUUUCAAAACAAUAACCACCAAUUCAUAAGAAUUACAAGUUACAAUUUUUAUUCCUGUCCAGUUUUCUAAAAUAAAAAGGUGUAUGCUUCUUAUAAUCAAAACUACACAUAAUUACUAUCAUUAUUAAACAAUUCACCCAUUGAGCUGGUGUUGAAAGGAUAUAGUAUAGUAUUUUCCCUUGGCUGAAUUAAGAUUGGUUUGAGGCUGAUGAAUGGCAUAGGCCUACUUACUGGACAAACAUUGGUCAUGUAUAUUGGAUUUAAGACAUUUUUAUUAUAUGAAAGAAAUUUAUUUGUAUUUUUUUAAAAAUUUAGAUUUAACAAAAUUGCUGUGCCAAGAAGGCUUUUGCAUUAUUUUUUUGCUUCAAAACAUUAGAAAAAUUUUCUGUGUUUCAUAUUGUGCUUUUUAACUUAUUGAAAAUUUGAUUGUUGACCAGAUUUGCCAAGUCUGGUAAAUGAAUAUUCAACAGUGUCUUAAAAUCCUUAUUGAAAUGAUCUCCAAAACCAUAGGAUGGUACAUCACCAUUGAUGAAAUGUUGUGCAUGAAUCAUUCCAGGGGAAGCUAGAUGGUUAUGAUAUAAUGCAUACAUGUGUUUAUAUAUAAAUAUCAUGAGAUCUAUGUAAUGUUGAUGAGCAUUGUUUUACAUUAUAUAUUCUGUGUGGGAAAACAGGGCAAGAGGUGAAAACAAUAUGGAAAUGCAAGCAUUGAAGAAGUGAAUUUUACUGCUGAAACACAACAGAUCAGACAUGUUAUCAAAAUAGAUAAUUUUAAAAGAUUAAAGGGUAAAAUAAAUUUAAAAAACCUACAGUAAAAAAAAACAUGGGGGGGAAUAAGUGUGCUUUUAGUUGAUUGCUCAAUGAUUUUAAAUGAUUACAUGUUUGCUUAAAUAUAUUUUCUUUAAGUAACAAACAAAAUUUGCAAGUGUUAAACUAGAAAACUGUAUUUUGAUAUGAGAUAACAAAAAAAAAAGAUUAAAAUUGGUUUAAUAUAAAUUAAUUUUAAAAAAGCUUGUUAAUAAUUAUGAUGUUAAUUUGUUUUGGUCAUCAAUUUGGAAAAAAAAAAAUGCAACAAAACAACUCACAUGUUGCUGAAAUGAGAAAUAGAAGGACAAUGAAGAAAAGUAUUUUAUUGUGUUGGAAAAGGUUUUUAUUGCUUCCUGUGUGUCUGAUCAUAUUUGUUGUGGCUUUUCGAAGAAACUCUUUGCCAAUGUUCAUUUAAAUAUGCCAAUUCAUAUAAACAAUAAAUGUUGAAUUAUUUUUUUUGUAUUGAUCAUCCAGACAUUUUUUUCUGGAUGCCUGAAGCAUUCACAAAUUGAAAUUACAUAAUUUAAAACAAAAAAAAAAUCCUUGUACAGAUUUUUUUAGAUAUAAAAAAAAAAAUUAAAAGCCGAAACUAUUUUUAAAAAAAUAUCAUGGUUGGAAUUCUUUCUCCUCUUGUAUUAAUUUUACUGUUUUCUUUUUGAAAUGAUAAGUCAAUUUUACUUUUUUGCUGAUUUCAAAAGAUUUGUAUAUAGUAUUAGUGUUGUUAUUGGAUGAAUCAUUCACAUUGCAUCCCAUUUGUUUUCAUCUUUGCAUAGCUACAUUACAGAUGUCAUUUCUCCAUGUCCAUACCUCACGUGACAUCACCAGAAUGAAAGUUUUUUUGUGCUCUGCCAAAAUUCAUCCUCCUCUCUAUAGACACAGUUUAAUUAUAAUUAAUGUGAGGUAUUAAAAGAAAUUUUAAAAGACUCUU